Bipolaris zeicola 26-R-13 is the source of this 363-nucleotide messenger RNA. RefSeq lists its product as uncharacterized. The transcript has 3 exons. The coding region runs from base 1 to 363 and encodes 120 amino acids. The record is from RefSeq and is a predicted model, not a curated record. NCBI's taxonomy places the organism in Eukaryota, Fungi, Ascomycota, Dothideomycetes, Pleosporales, Pleosporaceae.
AUGAGAUUUGUUUCCCUCUCCCUCACGCUUGCGUUCGCAAGCAUGGCCCUUGCCGCCCCUACCCAAGUAGUUGACGUAACCAGUGGUACCGAAGGCGUUUGCUAUGCGCGUGUCUUGUUGCAUGCACACCGUCCAACGCCAGCCCCACACCCGGACCGCCCACGACACCCGACACGUCAGAUACAACCUUCGGAACCCUUCAACUUCCGAGUUGCCACGACGUUUGCCGCACAAGUCAUUGUGACGAGGACGGAACAUGCCCGCUUGUGCAUCGAAGUGUACCUGGGAAGCAGUGACCAAACACCUCACGCACAAGCUGCUUAUCUAAUGAUAGUUGUAGACCACAUUUUAUGGAAAAAGUAG